Messenger RNA from Wallemia mellicola CBS 633.66, 2154 nucleotides. RefSeq lists its product as hypothetical. The coding region runs from base 64 to 1386 and encodes 440 amino acids. The transcript has 17 exons. The record is from RefSeq and is a predicted model, not a curated record. NCBI's taxonomy places the organism in Eukaryota, Fungi, Basidiomycota, Wallemiomycetes, Wallemiales, Wallemiaceae.
CCCGACAUUGUAGAUCACUGUCAAGUACAUACCUCACUAGAUUCUGAUUAGUCUGACAGCUAAAUGCUUGGAUACGAACCCGCACCUCUAAUGCCAACGGCAGCAGUACCAGGGAUACUCAUUGUAAGCGCAAGUGGCAGAGACGUCGCGUGUGCACUCCCCAACAACUUAUCUGAUGCAAUGGCAUCUGCCAAAGAGCGUUGGAGUAUACCGAAUGAUUUAGUUUUUAGAUUGGGCGUUAAGAAGAAAGACGCACCAGGCUAUCUCGCUAAUACAGCUCAAGGAGAUCUUAUUAUACUAGGUGACGAUGCCGUUUACCAGCUUGUGAAGAUGGGAAAGAGUGUCUUGCGCACUGAAAUACAAGUUUAUGCAUCAAAAGAAGUCAAACCUAAGGAGGAAAAACCACCACCACCGCCUCCUGAGCCCGUACCUAUAAAAAUUACAGUGGAGAAUUCGAAAGGCAAGAUGUUCAGAUUGGACACCAAAGCUCUGCCAGAUAUCAACAUGGACUGGUCACAGAGUCAAGGCGGUCAAUCGAUGGUUGGCAGUUUUCUCGGUCAACUUACUAUUAAGCCACAAACGGACCCAGAAGGCAGAAUAACAUUCAGCGGCAAGGAAAUACCGAAUGAUUUGAACUUCUCCACAUUUACGAACAACAAGAAUGAAAUGAAGACGGUUCAAUUCCGCAAAAGCUCAAGCAAACCGUUUAUACAGAUCUUCUCGCCAAUUGAACAAUUCCUCACACUAGAGUUGUCACUUUCUGGAUCCUGGCAGUGCAAGUCGACUUGGCCGGCAUCUGAAAUCAAGAAAGAAAAAGAGAAACAACUUGUUGGGUUCUUCCUGCGUGUUGGACCAGGUACGACUAUAGAAGAUGUAGUUAGCGGCUGCAAAACAGCGGGCUUGUCGUGGGAGGCAGUUCCGAACGCAGGAUGCCCUCGUCUUUCUCCAGAUGACAAAACACCUUUCGAUCCGGCAAAUCCUGAUCUUGUAGAUUACAACGGGGUUUUGCUUUCUGCUAAAGAUUGUCCAGCUAGGCUAGACAAGAUUCUCGCUGAACAAUUCAAAAUCGACCCACUCGUCAGAACAAACUUUAUGGCAGACAUAACACCACAUUUAUUCAGAUAUCCUAAUAUAGCAUUUAGAUUCCUACCACAAGACUUUUACGAACCCGCCGCCACCCUUGCCAUACGUCCAACGCCAGAGGUAACAGGUAGAAUCUUCCUGCUCUGGCAGGGCGUUACAGAUGCUGACAAAUGGAAAGCCAGCAAAAAGCGCGACAAGAUGCCAAUAAAUUGGGCAGAGAUUGUCGGCUUUAACACAGAAUCGCUCACAAACGACUCUCUGUUCAGAUGCAUAGAGGUAGGAUGGAUGGAAGUUGUUUCAUAAUCUAUAAUCUCUCUUAAUUUUUACGAAUUACGAAAUUGCAAUUGUUAAAUUAUAAUCUUAGCUCCUUACUGUUGUUUUUUGUGAUGAAUCUGUUUUAUUGCCCUAUGCCCUUCGAGUGUAGCUUGUGCUGGAAGAUUUAGGAUCUUACUCAAGGUGUUUAUGUCCUUCAAUGAUGGAAUCUGGUUGUUUUGGUAGAAUCUGUCAAUUUCCUCGCUCUUACGCGGUUGUAAUUGACUAUUAGCGUGUAGUUGACCAAGGUAAUUAGCACCUCUGUGGGCUCUCCAAUGAGACCAUGCGCGCCAGAGAAGGUAAAAGAGAGGCAAAUUCGGCACUAUGGGUAUUAUAGCAACCGGAAACGUGACUGGUGAUAUAGCCAAGUAUAACCACAUUUUUUUACGAUAUUGAUCAGAUCUACUAAUAAAUGAUUCCUUUACUGUGUCCAAGAGUAUUUUAUCGGAUAUCACGGAUUCCGGGUAGAGAAUAUCGAGCUUGUGGGAAGUAUUCACAGCUACACCAUGUGCUGGCUCGAUAUGCUUUAGCGCCCACUCCUCGUAUGGCACUCUAUCCAUGACAGCCUCUCCGCCGUUCCAAAUCCGCUUCUUCCAGUGUCCUUCCGGAGACUCGCUGAGUUUGUUCCAUUGUCUAUCGCUCCAAUUGACGGCUUUUGUCAUUAAAUUUGCCUCAACGGCAGUCUUAGGUGGUAGGGUCAAUAGCGUGAUAGGUGGAGUCUGCCUAUAUGCUUUGAGUGGCAGUGCAAUCAGCUUCAAC